Messenger RNA from Varanus komodoensis (Komodo dragon), 1468 nucleotides. RefSeq names its product UAP56-interacting factor-like. The coding region runs from base 13 to 912 and encodes 299 amino acids. Gene Ontology annotation, biological process: mRNA export from nucleus. Gene Ontology annotation, molecular function: mRNA binding. The record is from RefSeq and is a predicted model, not a curated record. Lineage: Eukaryota; Metazoa; Chordata; Lepidosauria; Squamata; Varanidae. The transcript is spliced from 9 exons.
CGGAGCGCGGCGAUGGAGAGCCCGGGCGCCGGCGAGCAGCAGGUAGACGCGGGCGCCGUCGGGGCGGCCGGGCCGGGCCGGGCCGGCGCGGCCGCGGAGGAGGAGAUCGACCUGUCCCUGGAUGACAUCAUAAAGCGCAACAAGAAAGGACGGACAAACCCACGGAGGGCCAGCUGGAGGCAGCAGUUCAAGUACAGAAAUCCGGCCUACAGCAGUGGAAAACCCCGAUUCCGGAGCUGGGUGCCACGCAAUCUGCAAGGUCCCACCAGGUUCAGAGGAGGGUCUCGGGGGCAGCAGUUUUCCCGGAAGCCCUUCUGGAACGGCCCCCGGCGGGGAGCAGCCGCCCGCGCGCACGGCGUGAGCCCGCUGAAUCGGCCAGGGGCGGCGCAGCAGGGCAAGCGCGAGGGAGGCGCCCCAGUCCGGAGCCCCGGCAAGGGGCCGGCGGGCGAGGCCCAGUGGCAGCUGCCCACGAGGGUCCAGCGGUUCCUCCCAGCGGGAGCUCCGCCACCGGCCCGCAGGCCUUUCCGACUAAACCGAAGACCACUUUUCCUCCAGAGGCAGCCCAGAUUCAGCUCGAGCGGACAAAGAAUUGAGACAAAUGCGCAGAGGAAACCAUCCCAGAUGAGAAGGUGGCAACUUCAGCCUGCGUCUGGAGCCGUCCUGACGGUGUCCGUGGCAAACCCUCAAGCAGGUCAAACGAACGUGCCGGGAACCAAGCGACCCUUCCUGAGAGGGAGAAGCUCUCCUGCAAAGACGGCCCGUCGCCAGCCCAAAGGAGUGCCCCUGAGGUUCAACUUCCGUGCCGUGGCUAACCAGACCGGCCUGACCCUGAACGACCGCUUCUCCGGGCUGAGGAACAAGCGUCCAUUCAGACCGCUGCGGAGCACGGGCCGGAUGGUCACUCUGCCAUAACGCCGCCCACGGAAGGCGUUGGGCCGCCUCGGAGAAGGAGCCGGCCCUGGAGCCUGACUGAGUUUCUGGCACGCCUGGGAGGGGGCCUGGCACCUCUGAGACAGGUGGCCGAGCGCCCGCCCCAGCUCCAGCCUGCCUGGCCACGCGUGGGCACGGAGGCAGUGCCCGUCCCGGAGCCCCCCGGUGCCCUCCCUGCCGCGUGGCCUGCGGGGAAAGCCCCGUUCGAUCCGUGGAGGCCACGUCCUGGCUUGCCAAGGGGAGCGGGUGGCCCGGGGGCCCCGCAGAGGCCUGCCCCCAUCCCGGGUGCUCUUGUGCCUCUCGGCAAGGGGGUCACCGGCCGGGACGGGGAGGAAGGAGAGCAUCUGGCCACCAGGUGCCACGGCAGGGCUAGUGAGUUCAGGAUUACCACGUCCGCUCCCCAUGAUGCCCAGAAAGCACUUUUCCACCCUUGUUUGAGGAUCUGAUUGCGACAAGCUGUAGCACACUGAAUAGGACCGCUGCUGGAAGCUGCACUAUCUGGUCAAGUCUUCGUAUUAAAAGCACACGCAGAGGCUCA